Messenger RNA from Etheostoma spectabile (orangethroat darter), 1176 nucleotides. RefSeq names its product Golgi SNAP receptor complex member 1. The record is from RefSeq and is a predicted model, not a curated record. Gene Ontology annotation, biological process: endoplasmic reticulum to Golgi vesicle-mediated transport; inter-Golgi cisterna vesicle-mediated transport; vesicle fusion. Gene Ontology annotation, molecular function: SNAP receptor activity. Gene Ontology annotation, cellular component: Golgi membrane; cis-Golgi network; SNARE complex. The transcript has 9 exons. Bases 52 to 807 code for a protein of 251 amino acids. NCBI's taxonomy places the organism in Eukaryota, Metazoa, Chordata, Actinopteri, Perciformes, Percidae.
GUUGCUGAAAUUAGGGUUUGCGACAGUUGUAUUUUCUUGACGGCUGAUGACAUGUCAACAACAAACAUGGCAACCAGCAGCAACUAUUGGGAAGAUUUACGUAAACAGGCCAGACAGCUGGAAAAUGAGCUGGAUCUCAAGCUGGUCUCCUUCAGUAAGCUCUGCACCAGCUUCAGCAGCAGCAGCAGCAACCGGGACCAGCAGACAAGAGACAGCAGGUCGGAUUCUGCCGGCUCAUUUCAAGACAAUAUGCUUUUGGCCAUGACUACUGAGCUGGAGCAGCUAUUGACCAAUCUUACUGCAGUCAAUGACAAGAUGGUAGGAUACACAAACACUCCGGGGGCUUCAUCACAUAACGCAGCAUUGAUGCACACCUUACAGAGACACAGAGACAUUUUACAGGACUAUACUCAUGAAUUCCACAAAACCAAAAGCAAUUUCCACAGUCUGCGAGAGCGAGAGGACCUACUAGGCUCUGUUCACAGAGACAUUGAGUCUUACAAGAGCAGCACAGGAGUGAAUAACAGAAGGACUGAGCUCUUCCUCAAGGAACAUGAACAUCUCAGAAGCUCAGAUAGUCUUAUUGACAAUGCAAUAAGUAUCGCCAUGGCUACCAAAGAGAACAUCACAUUUCAGCGUGGGGUGUUGAAGUCCAUUCAAACCAGGGUCACAACUUUGGCCAAUCGUUUCCCCACCAUCAACAGUCUCAUCCAGAAAAUCAAUUUGCGCAAGAGGCGGGACUCUCUAAUUCUAGGCGGGGUGAUAGGCGUCUGCACCAUACUCCUGUUGCUCUACACGUUCCACUGAUUUGCCGGUGAACUGGAGGACUGUUACUUUCUUUAAGAACAUGUUUUUCAUUCUAAGACUUUUUUAUGUUUUCAUACUGUAAUUAACGCUCCUUAAAACAUCAAUUUAAAGAGUUAAAGGAUUCUAUUUUUUAGAAUACAAAUAUAUCACCUAAAAAGUCUUAAUUGAGAUAGUUGCAAUUUUCAGAUUGGAGUUUAUUUAUUUUCGGAAUUAUGAUAACACUUCCAUCUUGGAUUUUAUGUAUUGCUGCACAUAUAUCCUGUUGUAAUGUUAACUCUUUAUGAAUGUAUGAAGUCAUAUUGUGUACUACUGUUGAUGUCAUACUUCUUUAUAUAGUGUUGGCUAAUAAAAUAAAGGUGAUGAGUUUAA